Messenger RNA from Nematolebias whitei (Rio pearlfish), 1440 nucleotides. It is a transcript of the gene bpifcl, whose product is annotated as BPI fold containing family C, like. Bases 1 to 1440 code for a protein of 479 amino acids. Lineage: Eukaryota; Metazoa; Chordata; Actinopteri; Cyprinodontiformes; Rivulidae. The record is from RefSeq and is a predicted model, not a curated record. Gene Ontology annotation, molecular function: lipid binding. The transcript has 15 exons.
AUGCGUCCAUCUGUGAUCGUAGUGUUCACUCUUCUGUCCUGCACCUGUGGAGAGAAUCCUGGAGUGCAAGUCUUCCUGACAAACAAAGGCCUUCAGUACGUGAAACAUGUGGGUGCAGGAUGGAUUCAGGACAAGUUGGAGCACAUCACUUUUCCUGACAUCAGCGGUGAAGUUGACAUCUUCAUUGGAACUGUAUAUUACACACUAACAGGCACGACCACAACAAAAUGUGACUUUCCAGAGCCUGUUGUUGAGUUUUCUCAGGAAUACUCAGGGCUUAAGACGUCUAUUGUUGGCCUCAGCGUUGCAUUAGCUGGUAACUGGAGAACAAGCUUUGGCAUAAUACAUGACAGUGGAUGGUUUGAUAUGGCCAUAUUUACUGUUAGUUUGACCUCUGUGGUGCAGCUGGGCCGAGAUCCUAACGGGCAUCCGUCUGUCAGCAGCGUCAGCUGUGAUGCUCAGAUUGGAGACGUGGACAUCCAGUUCCAUGGAGGAGCAAGUGUGAUCUUCCAGCCAUUUGUGAAUCAUUUCAAGGGGCGCAUCAUUGAAAUAAUGCAAAGUAAAAUUUGCCCUGGACUUGAGAAAUCCAUUAUGAGUGUGGAGAGCCUUCUAGAGGCCAUGAACGUUUCCAUUAAUGUGAAUGAAGUUCUCAGUAUUGACCUUCAUCUCACUGAUUUACCUGUCAUCGAUGCUUCAAAUCUAACGAUGGGACUAAAGGGGGAGUUCUACAGUAUCAAAACUCAUGAGGAGCCCCCCUUUGUGGCCCAGCCGUUCAUCUUAGCCGAGCAGAAAAACUCUAUGCUGUCAGUGGGGAUGUCUGAGUUCACCCUGAACUCCGCCUCAUAUGGAUACUUCUCAGCAGGACAGCUUCAGGCCCUUAUCAACGAUAGCAUGAUACCUCCAGCCUUUCCUAUACACCUGAACACCAGCUUCAUGGGAAUGUUCAUUCCUCAGCUUCCCAAGCAAUUUCCAGAUCUGUUGAUGAUUCUUCACGUGUAUGCCACAGAGGCGCCCAUGUUUUCCCUCCAGCCUGGAGUCGGUGAAAUUGGACUCCAACUUGGCGUGACAGCCUUCGCCAUUGAGUCAAAUGGUACCCAGGUCCCUCUGUUCAAACUCAGCAUGAUCUCAAAAUUCAGUGGAAAAAUGUGGAUUGCUGAUAAAAAACUGAAAGGAUCCGUGACAAUGGAUAACUUUACGCUGACACUUGUAUCAAGUGAAGUGGGGCCCUUUAAGACUGAUGCUUUGGAAAACACAGUGAAGAUAGGGCUCAAACUGGUGGUCUUACCUAAACUGAACGCGCUGCUGGGAAGUGGAUAUCCUCUACCUCAAAUGAAACAGGGACAACUGGUCCACUCAGUUCUGAACAUAGAAAAGGGAUUUCUUGGCCUUUAUUCAGAUGUGGAGAUUCAACCAACAGAUAGAAGCUACAACUUUUUAUAA